GAGAAAACAAGAGGCUGGUGAGAGAGAGAGAGCGAGAGAGAGGGAGUGACUGUAGCUGCUAUAACAUAAGUGAGGAGUGGAACUGACGUGUUUCCUGGAUGUUUAAAAGCAGUUAAAACGCACCGUGUGUUGGUUUUUAAUGAUUAGAAGACGUUACGUUGGUGAACUGCUGCAGUGAAACAGGAAUAAAACCAUGGGCGGAGUUACCAGCGGCGCUCGCGUUAAUGUUCCUGAAAUCAAUCACAAACAAAGGACGUUUACGAAACGUUCCAGUCCACAGCUACAGUAAACAAUAAAAAGAUGGUUAUUUUGUCUGGGUUUGGAGUCUGUCUCUUACCGUACGUCUCGCUGUGUCUCCCUCACACGCCCACCGUGUCCGGGGACGGAAGAGCAGGUGCAGUGAAAUCCCCAGCCUGGGCUGUGUUUACACUUACAGUUAUUCAACUGCUGGAAACGAUCUAGCGAUAGCUACAGUUCCCUGUGUGUCCAUCAUCCGUUUUCCACUCCGCUAAUCCGACACAGUGUCGCGGGAACCCGGAGUCUAUCCCACUGACCUCGGGGCACGGGGCGGGUGACACCCUGGACCGGGGGCCAACCAAUCGCAGUGGACAAUCACACACACACACACACACACACACACACACACACACACACACACACACACACACACACACACACACACACACACACACACACACACACUACGGACCAUUUUAGGAAUCAGUCAACCUACAGCGCAGGUGUUUGGACUUGGGGAGGAAACCGGAGCACCCGGAGGAAACCCCCGCAGCACAGGUGUCGGGAUUCGAACCCCCAACCCACAUCAGUGCAAAUAACGUACAAUAUAUACGUAUAAAAUGAAUAAUAAAUAAAGAAACAAACAAAUAGUUAACUCGUUUUAUCAACAAUGAAGUAAUUAGGGUACAGUUUAGAACAUAUCAUCAUCCUUUCAGUAAUACGCUUUACUUUUCUCAUUUACACACCAUUUUCAAAAAGCAAAUCAAACGUUUGAAGAUUUGCAGGUGAGUCUUUGCAUUUUUUGUUUGUUUGUUUGUUUGUUUGUUUGUUUGUUUAUUCAUGUUCUAUUUUCUGGAACUGCACGCUGCAGAGUUUUGGACACGCCCUGUUGUGACGUUUUUGUGUUAACGUAUUACGAUUCUUCGUCUGGUUAUUUAGUGAUGUAAUAGAUAAAUAAACUGUAGAUGGUGAAGCUUCGUACAAAUAAAUAAAACAAAAAUAAAAUAAACGUCCAGCUCACGUCGACCGAGGCUGGAAAUAAAGACGUGUACUUCUAAAUGAGGCGGCGCCGGAGAGCGGUUUGUGUUUAAUGACACUGAGACCUUCAGAAGCAAAACACAAAGCCACACGGAAGGAAGGAGACUCUGGUCUGCUCAUGCAGCUGAAGGGGAGAACCUCGGGGUCAUGAGCCGCCACACUUCACCUGCAGGAGCGGAGUGCGUGUCUGCCUGCGCUGUGAUGAGGGAGUGGUGGCAGCGUGUGGUGCUGCUGUUGUGCGUUCCUCUUCUCGCCGUCUACCUGCACAUCCCGCAGCCUCCGCUUUCACACGCGCUGCACACCUGGCACUCCUCCGGGCGCUUCUUCAGCUUCCGAGGAAACGAGAUCUUUUACAGAGAGUCGCUGGGCGCUGUAGGGAGCUCUGAUGUGGUGCUGCUGCUUCAUGGGUUUCCCACCUCGAGCUACGACUGGCACAAGAUUUGGGAGCCUCUGAGUCAGCGGUUUAACAGAGUCAUUGCACUCGACUUCCUCGGCUUCGGCUUCUCUGACAAACCUAGGCCGCACCGGUAUUCGGUGUUCGAGCAGGCCGGUGUAGUGGAGGCUUUAAUCUGGCAUCUGGGCCUGGCUGAGCAGAAGAUCAACCUGCUGUCACAUGACUAUGGAGACACUGUAGCACUCGAGCUCCUCUACAGGAGUGACAACAAUCGAACUGGACACGUGGCCAUAAGCAGUCUCUGCCUUUCAAACGGAGGUAUAUUCCCCGAGACGCAUUACCCGAGGUUUCUUCAAAAGGUCCUGAAGGAUUCUGGGUUCAUCUCCCCUCUGAUUACCAGACUUAUAAACUUCUACCUCUUCUCGAAAGGGAUCGGAGACGUCUUCGGUCCGUACACGCAGCCGACCGAAGCCGAGCUCUGGGACAUGUGGACAGGAAUCCGCUUUAACGACGGAAACUUGGUCAUGGACAGCAUCCUGCAGUAUAUUAAUCAGAGACUGAAGCACAGAGAGAGAUGGGUUGGAGCGCUCACCUCUACACUAACCCCAUUGCACAUGAUCUACGGACCGCUCGAUCCGGUGAAUCCGUCCCCCCAGUUUAUUCAUCUCUACCAAAAACUAGUUCCAAGGUCGACUAUAACGGUUCUGGAUGAGCACAUCAGCCAUUACCCACAGCUCGAAGAUCCCAUGGGCUUCGCAAACGCCUACCUCAACUUCAUCAACUCUUUCUGAACAGCGCACGCUGACGUCACGCGCCGCACCGCUGGACACGAGGCGAAGCGAAAUCACGGCCCGGGGUCGUUAUCGCAGAGUAAUGGUAUUACGAGCUAUGAAGAAAGAGGACUCAACAAUUGCUCAGAUCAUCUAGAAAUUUCUUUUUUUAGUAUUACUGAUCUGCAGGUUUUAAAAUCAGGAUUCGAAAACUAUGAUAUGGGGACUGAACACAUUCACGAGUCCUAAAAUAAUUCUACAGCAGUAGGCUUAAACGUCUUAGUGGAAAUUCUUAUUAAUUAGGAAAGAUAUAGGUUGGGUAUCUUUAUGGUGACUAAACUAAACAGUCGUGAUGUUUCAGAUUAUAAACCGGUUCGAACCAGAUUUUUUUUUCCUCUCUCUCCCAGUUUUACGCCAUUGUAGGCAAAAAAUCGAACUCUCAUUAACGUAGAGAAAUCUUUCCAGACAGAAACGAUCAGGGUAGAUAAAGAUAAGUGAUUGGUAAGUAUGGUUCAGUAUUACACGUCUGUCUCAUUAAGAACAGGUAGGAGGUUUGAAAACAGAGCGAAUCCAUCCAUUCUGCGCGUAUCUAAAUCUCAAACAUAAUCGUCCUUCGAUGAGAGAAAACGCAGAGGAGGUGUUUGAGACCGUCAUCUGGACAAACUAAACGCGGUGUUCCCGUUUCUAUGCUGACAUUUCGCCUCGCUGCAUGGCUUUAAGGUUAUACAAGCUAGCUGUGAAUACUGUGACAUGCAAAUCAUUAGCUGCUCCUCUGUCGGAACUGGCGAGUCGCAUCUUCGCUGGUUUAAUUGGUGCCACAGUGCCAAGGCUUCAAAUCCAAGCAGUGUGCGUAGGUCAAGCGUCUCUGCUCUCUCUAAUCAUCACACUCUGAAAAGACCAUCAGUAUCUGAACUGUUUUAUUAAAUAAAUGUUUCUUUGACUUUUGACAAGGACGCUUUUUGUCUUAGAUAAGAGGUUCCCAUCAGUGGUCCUGGAAAGCCGCCUGUCCUUCCUGAGUUGUAGUGGGUGUGCUAGGGCAGGGGAUAACGCUCAAAUGUGCAGGACAGGGGGUAUUAUUCCAGGACCAGUGCUGGGAACCUGUGUCUUGGAUCAAGAAGAACCACCCUCAUGCCAUUUAAGGAAAAUAAAAAAAUUUUUUU
This is a messenger RNA of Ictalurus punctatus (channel catfish), 3599 nucleotides long. It is a transcript of the gene mest, whose product is annotated as mesoderm specific transcript. The record is from RefSeq and is a predicted model, not a curated record. Lineage: Eukaryota; Metazoa; Chordata; Actinopteri; Siluriformes; Ictaluridae. Gene Ontology annotation, molecular function: catalytic activity. The coding region runs from base 1423 to 2460 and encodes 345 amino acids. The transcript has 13 exons.